AUGUUUGAGAACUUCUCAUUCCCCUCCCCGUCCAACGGCAUGGAUGGGGAUGACCGCCUAAUGUUAGAAUGCGACAGCACAAUGAUUUCUCCACUGUCGUCUCGGUCACCGUCACCAUCGUGUAUAUCAAGACGACCUCAUCCUCUGUCACGGCCCCGGUCUCCAUACAUCCGCUCUCGUCCACAGGCGCCUACCUCCAUGCCCACCAACUAUGAAGCCUUUCCGCGUCGGAUCUCUGUCGGCACCUUGACAGCAAAGCUGAACGCCCACACGCUUGACCAGACCGCAACUGUGACGCGGCCGGCUGCUGUCUACGAACAACCACCCUCGUCCCCGCUAUCCCCCACCUCCACAUCGUUUUCGACCGGCUCAGAAUCCAUCUCCACGCGUGGAAGCAGUGCGUAUACGCUUUUGACUUCGCCUGGCGACUACGAAGACGACGAAUUCGACGAGCCAAUGUCUCUGCACUGGGAACGGGCCUCGCAUUCGUCCGGCCGUUUCCCGUCGCCGACGUCUGUUCCCUCUCAGAAUCCUGAUUUCCUUCUUCCCGAAGGCAACCGACAACCUUGCAUGCGCUCACAACGCCAGCGUCUCUACCGUGCACAAUACAGUAUCGAUGCCGUCAGGCUGGCCUUGAUGGCCGAGGCUUCUUCCAGGCGGACCUCUGACUCCUCUGAAGCCUUGCCCGGCGAUGACUGCCACCCCAGUUCCCUCCCGCCAGACGUUUCUCCAGCUCGACGAGUAUCAAGUCACAGACACCACCACAGAUCCACCCGCGGUGUCUCUCCAUCGCUAUUAGGCGGCAGCGGUAGCGGCCUUAGGUCCCGCGAGCGCACUCCACCAGAACAAGGGAUGCGCCGACGCAGCACAUCAGCGACUACUUUUGCCUCUGCAACCCGGAUCGCCAAGCCUCGUGCUCGUGAUCUACACACGAAAAAGAGUGAGCAGACGUUGCGGCGGAAGAGCCUGGUCUCUGCCGCGUUGUCGUCGAUGAUGUAUAACACGCCGAGUCCAGAGCCGUCUAGCCCAUAG
Molecule: messenger RNA, 1032 nt
Organism: Talaromyces rugulosus
Lineage: Eukaryota; Fungi; Ascomycota; Eurotiomycetes; Eurotiales; Trichocomaceae
Exons: 1
Coding region: 1-1032 (343 amino acids)
Source: RefSeq, a predicted model, not a curated record